This is a messenger RNA of Amphiprion ocellaris (clown anemonefish), 2214 nucleotides long. RefSeq names its product cortexin domain-containing 1 protein-like. The coding region runs from base 1608 to 1793 and encodes 61 amino acids. The transcript has a single exon. The record is from RefSeq and is a predicted model, not a curated record. Lineage: Eukaryota; Metazoa; Chordata; Actinopteri; Pomacentridae.
CCAUCUCAGAUGCUGGAGCUUGUAACUCCUUCAGAGGAGUCAUAGGAGUCUUGGCCUCCCUCUCUGGUCUCUUUCUCCUUCAGAGGAGUCAUAGGAGUCUUGGUGGCCUCCCUCUCUGGUCUCUUUCUCCUUCAGAGGAAUCAUAGGAGUCUUGGUGGCCUCCCUCUCUAGUCUCUUUCUCCUUCAGAGGAGUCAUAGGAGUCUUGGUGGCCUCCCUCUCUGGUCUCUUUCUCCUUCAGAGGAGUCAUAGGAGUCUUGGUGGCCUCCCUCUCUAGUCUCUUUCUCCUUCAGAGGAGUCAUAGGAGUCUUGGUGGCCUCCCUCUCUAGGCUCUCAGGUCUUGAGGACGUCCUGCUCUAGUCAGAUUUAUUCAUGUUCCAGCUUCCUUCCAUUUCUUAAUGAUGGAUUUAACUGGACUCCAGGAGAUCUUCAGGAACUUUAAAUGUUCUUGUAUCGUCCUGACUGAUGCUGUUCAACAACCUUUCCUCAGAGUUUCUUGGUUCUUCAGUCUUCAUGAUGUAGUUCUAGCCAAGAGUUCUGAUCCACCAGAGACUGGACUUUCCACAUCCAGGAGUCUUUAUCCUCCAAUCACUGACCUCAGAUCCUCGAAACCCCAGUAACUGUGGGACUUCUAGAACCAGCUGGCUGCAGCUGAGUUGAAAGUUCUGCAUCUAAAGAGUCUUUUUUCUCUCAUCCAUGGAUGCUUCUUCCUCCUCUGGACCUCCAGUGUUGCUCGUGGUUCAGCGGUGCACUCAGCUGAUCACGCUCAUGCAAGAGUCAUGGCUGUUUUAGUUACAUCCGUGCACGUGUUCACUUCCUGCCAACAGUUUUAUGUUCUUCUCUGGAGCAGAAACAGAAGCCAGCUUUGCUUUGAUCGGCCGGUAUCUGCUUUCUUUUCUCUUUUUGAGGAUCUGCGGUCGUCUUCAGGGAUCAGAUUCCACCUCCGUCCUCCCCUCGUCUCUUUCACAGCCAGGGGUGAAAACGACAAAUUAAAAGCUUCAAGAGGUUUCCUGUUCAGGUUGCUCUCGACCAACGGCUCUGCUUUAAAUCUCGUGUUUCUGGUGUCAUUUCAACAUGUUUUCUGUUUUAAAUCCAGAUUGGCUGGUAUUAACAUGGAGUCACUUUACCUGAGUGUCUGUCGGUGGCAUCAGGAUACAAGCAAUCUGCAUGUUUUUGGUUGGGAUCAGUUUCCAACCCCUCUCAAGUGGAUUGAGGAGGCGUCAGAUCCUCUUUCUCCUCUUCAAACUGCUUCCUUCUCUGCAUCUCGACUGGUUGGAUUUUUCCAGACUUUAAAAUGAGCCAAACCUCAAACGCCACUGUUCUCUUUGUCCCUCGGCUUCGUCUGGAUUUUUGUGGUUUGUUGCCGAUCCAGUGACUCCCAUUGAGGCGUUGUCUCCUGAAGAGAUGCCCGGGCGUUCUAAUCUCAGGAAUGGCCGGAUUGUUACCAAACUCCUCAUUAAGUUUUCAUGGAGGACCAGGUGCCAAAUGGGGCUCCGAGUGUCCAGCAUUCCAUCUGAUCUUUGGGAGGAGGACCGAAGGUGUCAGCGCUGGGAGGACAUGUGGGAAUAACGGCUAGGAUCUGAGAUCUGGAUUGGUUGGGUUUCCCGUCAUGGACCCUCCGAUGCUCCCGGUGGGCCGGCUGGAGGUGGACGUGGAUCUGGGGUUCGCCCUCUUCUUCUUCUUCCUGCUCUGCUUCUUCUUGCUGGUGACCAUCAUCCGAUGUGCUCAGAUGGUGUUGGAUCCGUACAGCGCCAUCUCCGUCACCACCUACCAGGAGGAACAAACCGAGGAGUGAUGGAAACCGGAUCCAACAAACCGCAGCAGGUUUUCAGCUGUAUCCUGGGACCCAGACCCGAUUUUAAUGGUUUAGAAGGAAAGUUUUCUCCAACAGCAUGAGCAGCUUCCAGUCGUGUAAGUAAACAAUCUGAGAAACAAACACAGGAAAACUCAAAAUUAUUAAUAAACCAUCAAAAAAAAUCUGAUUUAUAGUGAAUUUAUAUUUGACCAGCAGGUUUCUUCUUAUUGGAAAUGUCCUAAAAAGUGACAAAAAUGUCAAAUAAAUGCAUAAAAGUAGUUAAAAUUCAUCAUUAACACCUUUAAUGUUUUACUGGGUUUUAUCUUCUGUUUCUGACAUUUCCAGUCAGAAGAAAUCUUAGUUGAAUAAAAAUCCACUAAAUCUUUUCUUCUUAAAUGUAGUUUAACUCCAAAUUAUUCAU